Molecule: messenger RNA, 960 nt
Organism: Aureobasidium musti
Lineage: Eukaryota; Fungi; Ascomycota; Dothideomycetes; Dothideales; Saccotheciaceae
Source: the annotation of a GenBank genome assembly
AUGUCGCGCCCGCCGCCUGUGCGAGCCGUCCCGCCGGAUCUCUCUAUUCUUCUCUUCACAUCUCGAGCUCCAGCGGUGACGCUCCAACAACCACACGUCGUGAUCGCCGACCUUCUGCUGUCCUGCCUCCUUCCCUUCGCCUUUAUCUUUCCCACCUACACCUACCAUUUGGCCUCUACCAUUGCUGAAUCGGUAUGGCGUGGAGUACAGCGCAUCUGCGAGGACUCGAAUGGAGCAGACAUCAUCCUGGCUGGUGAUGACUUGCCUGCUGGUGAAAGUGCGAUCGUCGUCGCAAACCACAUAGAAUGGUCCGAUUUCUACCUUAUCCAAGCCUUGGCCAUCCGCGCUGGUAUGCUUGGUCGUUGUCGAUGGUUUGCAAAGAAUGCACUCAAAUGGGUGCCUGUACUAGGCUGGGGUCUGUUGGUUAUGGGAAUGCCACUAGUUAGUCGCAAGUGGGUCGAGGACAAAGAUGAGAUGGAGCGGCUGUUCAGCGGCAUCCAUAAAGGGCGCUGGCCUAUCUGGCUUGUGUCUUUCAGCGAAGGCACGCGAUAUAGGCCGAAGAAGCAUGCAGAAGCAACGCGUUGGUGCGAAGCCAACGGAAAGCCAGCACCUCGACAUACUUUGCAUCCUCGCACAAAGGGAUUCGUUGCUACCGUCCAGCAAUUACGCAAGACGCCUCAUGUGAAGGCUGUAUACGAUGUUACUGUUGCCUAUGCCGAGCAUGACAAGUUCAUGUCUCCGCCGUCUUUCUUCAAAACUGUCUUCCAGCCCAAUCUGGCACAGGAUUAUCGGAUGUAUGCUCAUGUUCAACGCUUUGAGCUGAACUCUUUACCCAAAACAGACGGCGAGAUUGCGCGGUGGCUCGAAGAGAGAUGGGUUGACAAAAGUGAGAGACUGGCAAAGCUAAAGAAGGCACUGGACUAUGGAGAACCUUGGAAAGGGACAUUGAACAAGAUCUGA